This is a messenger RNA of Aspergillus ibericus CBS 121593, 1695 nucleotides long. RefSeq names its product Zn(II)2Cys6 transcription factor domain-containing protein. Bases 1 to 1695 code for a protein of 564 amino acids. The transcript has 3 exons. Lineage: Eukaryota; Fungi; Ascomycota; Eurotiomycetes; Eurotiales; Aspergillaceae. Gene Ontology annotation, molecular function: DNA-binding transcription factor activity, RNA polymerase II-specific; zinc ion binding. The record is from RefSeq and is a predicted model, not a curated record. Gene Ontology annotation, biological process: regulation of DNA-templated transcription.
AUGGAGGCCGAUACCCCCUCGUCCGACCAGCGACUACGCAUGGGGUCCAGCCGGUCGCGCCGGGGCUGUAUCACCUGCCGGAUCCGACACAUUAAAUGUGAUGAGCAGAAACCGGUCUGUCUACGAUGUACGAGUACGGGGCGGAGAUGCGAUGGUUAUAUGCCCAUGCCUUACUCGUUGCGCAUCGCCAAGCAGCUCGCACAGAUGACCGCAUUCGUCAACCCGGCAGAGGCCCGAGCCCUGGAAUUCUUCUUUCGCAAGUCCGCCGCCCAUCUGGCUGGCUAUUUUGGUGCCUCGUUCUGGACCCGCACCGUCUUUCAGCUCAGCCUGACUGAACCCAGUAUUCGCCAUGCCAUUGCCGCCAUUGGCUUGCUCCAUGAAGCGGAAGGGACUUCCGCUGUCUCAGUGACCGCUGGGCAGCCAUCGCGGACCCAGCGCGCCCUGCAUCUGUACAAUCAGGCCAUCCGCACCACCAUCGACAAGGCCUCAACAGGCAUCGACGCGGUGCCUCUGGUCAUCACGGCGAGCAUUCUGUUCGCUUCGCUCGAAUUCCUUCGCCAGAAUGCUACUGCAGCCGCUGCACACGUCGUGAAUGGUCUCAACCUGGUACGGACCUGGCGCCAGCAUAGAGACCGACACAGCCCUUCAGGGAGUUAUCGAGCGCAUUGGGUGGAUGUUGAGAUGACUCCGAUCUUAUUGUGCUUCUCUGUGAACACGUACGAGCAUGCCGGGCUCAAGCACCUAAUCCGUGCACCGCGAGAGAAAGUCUUUGCCCACCGCAUAGAUGACCGAGGCCAGCUCAUGUUGAACCGGAGAUUUUCGACACUCCCCGAGGCGCGCUUAGGCCUCUUAGACCUGAUCCUAUACUUGAUUGGGACCUUCCAGCACUGGGAAGAAUUGAAUAACCAUGCGUGGCCUCAGCACCCCGACCCUACGAGCUGGGCGGUUUCGGUCCGACAGGGGGCGGACCGAUGGAAGACCACGUUCGAAGCUCUGGUUCGACGAAAGGAGGCGACGUGGGGCCGAGAAGAGAGAAACGGACUCGAUGCCACUCGUCUGCUGUGGUACUGUAUCCGGUUGGGAACCGAUCGGUACCGCUUUGCGACGGAGUGCGGAUGGGAUAAUUUGCACGCUGCGUUUGAGGAUAUCAUCGAGAUUUGCGAGCGCCUGCUCGCCGACUCGGAGCACUAUCCCGACAAAAUCUCCCGGACGUUGAAUCUGGAUUGUCAGAUGUUAUAUCCGUUGCAGGCGGUCGUGUGGAAAUGCCGCUGGCCGCACAUCCGACGCCGGGGACUGGAUCUGCUGCGACGGAUACCGAAGCAAGAGUUGGUUUUCUCUGCCCCCAACUACCACACCGUCUGCUCUCGGAUUAUGGAAAUCGAGGAAAGCGUCUUCAACCUGCCUCCGGGGACUCUCCCGAAUGAAGACAUGCUCCCGCCGGAUCAUGUCCGGGUGUACGACUUCGUCAUUACCCCUACUGCAGCCACGACGACCGAACACCCGGUCUACAACAUCACCUUCCAGACCUUUCCACAUGGACUCCAUGGCGCGCCCCAUUACCACACCGAACCACUGCAGCUCGUUCCUUCGCAGGCCGGGGGGACAAUGAUCCCAGUCAAUCUGAUGAAAUGUCGACACUGGUCUCUAUACGAAGAAGGCAGCGAUUCUCCCGUCGAAGCUCUGGAGGGGAUCUGA